Molecule: messenger RNA, 3758 nt
Organism: Clupea harengus (Atlantic herring)
Lineage: Eukaryota; Metazoa; Chordata; Actinopteri; Clupeiformes; Clupeidae
Gene: inpp5ja
Product: inositol polyphosphate-5-phosphatase Ja
Biological process (GO): negative regulation of peptidyl-serine phosphorylation; phosphatidylinositol dephosphorylation
Cellular component (GO): plasma membrane; ruffle; cytoplasm
Molecular function (GO): phosphatidylinositol-3,4,5-trisphosphate 5-phosphatase activity; phosphatidylinositol-4,5-bisphosphate 5-phosphatase activity
Source: RefSeq, a predicted model, not a curated record
UUUUGAGGGGUCAGGGUUCCCUGCUGAAACACUUUUCCAGCUGACAGUACCCUGCUGACGCUGCUCUACCCUGCGGGAGGACACGCGUGUGCAAUUUUAAUUCCCCACAUGGUGAAGGCUACUAUUGCAGCGAGUGAAUGCUUAGAUCAAACAAUAUAGCUGUGGAUACUCAGCCCAUAAAUGUAAAUUUGAUUUGUGGACAUCUGUUUAAAGAGCAACGCGCAGUGCUAAAACUACGUGAAGCUACACUGCGUCCUCAGGUUCACAUCGUUUGUCAUCCCUGUUUUUGAUCGUCUGUAUAAGGAUCGUCCGUACGAUGUGGGUGCCUCUGUAGUGGGACAAUCGCACCGGUGGAGAGAGGCAGGACAGGUUGAUGGAUCCAAUGCAACGGAACCAAAGCUGCUCGUUCUCCAAGAGAGUCUCUGACCCCUUCAGCACAGCCAUGUCUCCAGCCUCGGGGCCCAUCGGCCUGCCCCCACCCUGCGUCUGCCCUGCUCCCGUCCCAAGGACACAGCCAGCAGCAGCCGCAGCCAGAACCAUCCAGCUCUCUCCCGCGGCUCCAGAGGCGGCUGAUGUUUCAGGCACGGAGCUCUGCCUCCGCCCUCCUGUGAGCAUCAGCCGACCUCGGCCCACGGCCCUGGGGAUGGGGAUGGGCUCGGCCCCCAAGGCCCUCAAAAACCCAGAGUCCAUCCCCAGGCCCAAGGCCUCGGUUUCCCCUCUGCCCGCCGGGUCGCUCUGCCCCCUGGGCCACACGCCCCCCGAGUCCUCCCAGCCCCGGUGCCCCCCGAGUUCCCGUAGCCCACAGUCCAAUAGGAGCCCCCAGCAGAGCUCCCCAUCCCAGACCAUCCUCAUCCCUCCCCCGAGCAGCGCUGCUUAUCCCCACCUCUCAUCCCAACCUAGCGCAGUUUCCCCGGCCAGAGGCAGCUCUCACCCAAACUUGAACACCUUGUCUGGCGUCAGUCCUCCCCGUAGCUCCCACCCCAAAUCCAGCCAGUCGUACCUUAGUUCUCAGCUCAGGGUCAGUCCCGAACCUCAGCCUCCCCUCUCAGAAGGCACCAGGGGGAAGACUGACAAAGCCAGCGCCAACAUGGAUGAUUUCAGGGUCCAAAUUGUCACAUGGAAUGUCGGAUCAGCUGUGCCUCCUGACGACAUCACUUCCUUGUUUGGGUCAAAUCUGAGCAGUCGGAAUGUAGACAUGUUUGUCGUAGGGCUACAGGAAGUGAACUCAAUGAUCAACAAGCGGCUCAAAGACGCGCUUUUCACCGACCAGUGGAGUGAUCUUUGUAUGGAGACCCUCAGUCGCUUUGGUUACGUGCUGGUGGCGUCGCAGCGCAUGCAGGGGGUCCUGCUGCUGGUGUUCUCCAAGUUCUGCCACCUGCCGUUCCUGAGGGGUGUCCAGACCCAGAGCACACGCACAGGCCUGGGGGGCUGCUGGGGCAAUAAGGGGGGAGUGAGUGCGCGGAUGAUGAUGUUUGGCCACCCGGUCUGCUUCCUCAACUGCCAUCUGCCCGCGCACAUGAGGAACCUGGAGCAGCGCAUGGAGGACUUUGAGAGCAUCCUGCAGCAGCAGCAGUUCGAGGGCGGCACCGCCCCUGGGGUGCUGGACCACGACGUAGUAUUCUGGUUUGGUGACCUGAACUUCCGAAUUGAAGACUACGAUAUUCAUGUGGUGAAGAGUGCCAUUGACAGCAGUAAGCUGUCUCUCCUCUGGGAGCGGGAUCAGCUCAACAUGGCCAAAAACAGUGCACCUAUUCUGGAGGGCUUCAUGGAGAGCACCCUCAACUUCCCUCCAACAUACAAGUUUGAUGUGGGAACUCAUACAUACGACACAAGUGCUAAGAAGAGGAAGCCUGCGUGGACAGACCGCAUCCUGUGGCGCCUCCGUCGGACCGGUUCACCAGUGCCAUCCCACAAUGCCAAUCUGCAACGCGGCCUGACAUCCUGGCUGGGUGGGGUUACCAGGGUUACGCAGCACUCCUACCGCAGUCACAUGGGGUUCACCAUCAGCGAUCACAAGCCAGUUUCCGCCGUCUUCUCUCUGCAUUUUCCCUUCAGGGUCAGCCUGCCUUUAGUGACACUCGAGGUCGAGAAGGAGUGGACUAAAGUUUCAGAUGCCACUGUGCAGUUUGAGGUGGCCUCUACCUUUCAAAGAAGCUCUUGGGACUGGGUGGGCCUCUAUAAGGUGGGGUUCAAACACCACAAAGACUACGUGGCGUAUGUGUGGGCUAAAUCUGAUCAUCUGCCUCAGGUGACUUUUCCAGAGGAAGAUCUGCCCAGGGACUCGGGGGGAUACAUCUUGGGUUACUACAGCCACAACAUGAACAGCAUUGUGGGGAUGACAGAGCCCUUCCAGGUCCAGCUGCCUGUGGUGAGCCCCCCCGCCCCCGCGCCCCACUCCGAGAGCUCGGAGGAGAGCUCUGAGGACGACAGCACGCUGGUGUUGCUGGCGCCCAACACCUCACGCAGCCCCAGCCCGGGCACGCAUUCGGGCAAGCGUGCCCACCGCCGCCAGCGCAGCCGCAGCCCCGCCGUGCCCCGGCCGCGCCACACCACUGCCCUCUCUGCCUCAUCGCUGCCCACCCUGCAGAGCCUCAGCCUGUGCCCACGACCCCGUGACGGUCAGGUACGGACUCCCUCCCCGCGCUCUCCUCGCAACGGCUGCUCCACUUCGUCCUCCUCCACCUCCAAGAAGGAGCGGCUGAUAUGCCAGGACAGCUCCCCCUCUCCCUGCUCUCCCAUCAGCCCGCGCAGCCCCGUGUCUCCCCGUGGCGGUGUCAGCACCCCGGAGGCGCUGAUCGUGGCCAUGCUGGGGCCGGCCCAGGCCCAGGCCCUCCCGGGUCCAGCUGCAGACACGUGCUUAUGAUGGGAGCUUCUGCUUUCCCUCUCCCCAGCCUCUCCGCAACCCAGACUGCACAACAUGCUCAUGCUAACUGUUUUUCCCUUGUCGGUUUAAAAUAUAUUGCUAUAUAUUUUUUAUACUAAGCAAAUUAAAUAUAUGUGCAAUAUAUUAAGGGAGUAUAUAUAUAUUUUUCCUUUGGAGAGGCCGAAGGCCUGCUGGGGACCUCUGCUGCUGAUCCCACACCAGGGACGGCAAGGCUUCUCUAGUGCUGUAGUGUUGCCAGUGUCUGGUGUGGUUAUACUGUUUGAGCGUUGUGGCAUGCUUUCAGUUUCAGUGUCCACAAGUGCUCAAACCACUUUAUCUGAAUGUUGUGCGAUGACAAGGUUGAGGUUUUCUUCAACGGAAAUGGUAAGGUUAUUGCUUCAGGAGUAUUGAUGACAUACUUUCAACACUACAUGGCACUUGAUAUUAAGUGUGCUCAGCACCUACGACCAUAUGUGAGUGAGUGUUGACACUGGGUCCGAGUUUGUGUUUGAAAAGUGUAUGUGUUGAAGAACACCUAUUUGUUCUAGUCAUGUGCCAUGAAAAUAUAUUUCAACAUAGGCAACAGUGUCCUGCUUUACUGAAACACAGCACCUCUCUCUAACUAACAGCCUUCUAUAGGGAUGGAUGUGAUCACUGAGCUGAAUGUACAACAGUCCAUAUGUCGUUAUUUGACCACCACAGAUUUGUGCUCAUUUGUGUUAGAAUGUGGCUAUGCACUCUCUGUGCCUGUUUGGGUUAGGUAUAGUAGUCCUCAUUGAGUGGCUUUGUGUGGAAAUUGUGGCAGUUUUGUGAAUUCUGUGUGUCAGGCAGAUGUGUUAAGUGUUCAGUAGAGGAGGACUGUUGACGGCUGAAUAAAAUGACCACUGACCAGUGA